UUUCCAUCUGUAUAUAUAUGUACUACCACUGCUUAGUUUCCAACCAGUUCCUAUAUAUAAUCAGGUUUUGAUUAUCUAGAUCAUCCUUUUACAAUCAGUCUACAUAUCAUCAUGGGUGUGACAAGCAUUUCACAGGAGUUCUUGUGCCCGAUUGCCCCAUCGCGCAUGUUCAAGGCUUUGAUCAUAGACUCUAAGAACUUGAUCCCAAAGCUGUUGCCCCAAUUCAUAGCAAGCGUUGAGGUAACUCAAGGAGAUGGCGGAGCAGGAAGCAUUGAACAAGUCAACUUCACAGAAGGUAGCCAUUUCAAAUACGUCAAGCACAGAAUCGAUGAACUCGACCAGGACAAUUUUGUGUGCAAGUACACUAUGAUUGAGGGAGAUGCAUUAGGUGACAAGCUUGAGUCUAUUGGCUAUGAGGUCAAGUUUGAGGCAGCUAGUGAUGGGAGCUCUAUCUGCAAGAUGACAAGUAAUUACAACCCCAUUGGAGAAGCUGAGGUCAAGGAAGAGGAGAUUAUAGCAGGAAAGAAUAGUGCUAUGGGGAUUUACGAAGUAGUUGAAACCUUCCUCGUAGAGAACCCAAAUGUUUAUUCUUGAAUUGGAUCAU
Molecule: messenger RNA, 604 nt
Organism: Fragaria vesca subsp. vesca
Lineage: Eukaryota; Viridiplantae; Streptophyta; Magnoliopsida; Rosales; Rosaceae
Product: major allergen Pru ar 1-like
Exons: 2
Coding region: 112-594 (160 amino acids)
Biological process (GO): abscisic acid-activated signaling pathway; defense response
Cellular component (GO): cytoplasm; nucleus
Molecular function (GO): signaling receptor activity; abscisic acid binding; protein phosphatase inhibitor activity
Source: RefSeq, a predicted model, not a curated record